Molecule: messenger RNA, 4122 nt
Organism: Calypte anna (Anna's hummingbird)
Lineage: Eukaryota; Metazoa; Chordata; Aves; Apodiformes; Trochilidae
Gene: CTDP1
Product: CTD phosphatase subunit 1
Exons: 13
Coding region: 240-3236 (998 amino acids)
Cellular component (GO): nucleus
Molecular function (GO): RNA polymerase II CTD heptapeptide repeat phosphatase activity
Source: RefSeq, a predicted model, not a curated record
AGGCCCGCCUUGUGCAGCCGCCUCGGCGGGACGAGCUGCGUGCGCCUGGGCCUUUAAGGCCGGGCUGAGGAGCGGCGCGCAGCGCCUGCGCAGAGGGGCCGUGACCUCGCUGCCCGUCGGCGCCGCCGGUGACUAUUGGGGCGCCCCCAGCCCCCCGGCGGCAGCAGGAGGCUCCGGCCCCACGGCUAGGCCGGCGGCGGCGACGUGAGCGUUGCCAUAGCGACGCCCCCCUGCCCGAGAUGAUGGAGGGACGGGCGGAGAAGGGCGGCGGGUCCGGCUCGGAGGGCCCGGCGGGUGUGAUCACGGAGAUCCGUGCGCCGGGCCCGCGGCCGCUGCGACUGCUGGAGUGGAAGGUGUCGGUGGGGGCGGCGGUGCAGAUCGGGUCGGUGCUGGCGUUGUGUGCCCCGGUGCCGCCUGUCCCGCCGCCCGUCCCGCCGCCCGAUGCCACCGGCACCACCGGCACCAGCGGCACCAGCACCCGGCCGCAGCGGGCCGGCGUCGAGCGCAAGCUGAAAGCGGAGCGUCCCGGCGUGGUGCGGGAGCUGUGUGCGCUGCCCGGACAGGUUAUCGCUCCCGGGGGUGUCUUGGUGAGACUGGAAGGAUGCAGCCAUCCUGUUGUUAUGAAAGGCUUGUGUGCAGAAUGUGGCCAAGACUUGACUCAGAUACGAAGCAAGAAUGGAAAGAAUAUGCCAUUAUCCACAGCAACUGUGUCUAUGGUUCACAGUGUCCCAGAACUGAAAGUUAGCUCUGAGCAAGCUGAGCAGCUAGGAAGAGAAGAUCAACAGCGACUACAUCGAAAUCGAAAACUGGUGCUUAUGGUUGAUUUGGACCAGACAUUGAUCCAUACAACAGAACAGCACUGCCAACAAAUGUCUAAUAAGGGAAUAUUUCAUUUUCAGUUAGGUCGAGGUGAGCCUAUGUUGCAUACUCGUUUGCGUCCUCAUUGUAAGGAAUUCCUGGAAAAAAUUGCCAAGCUGUAUGAAUUACAUGUUUUUACUUUUGGAAGCAGACUGUAUGCACACACAAUUGCAGGAUUUUUGGACCCUGAAAAGAAGCUUUUUUCCCAUCGGAUAUUGUCAAGGGAUGAAUGUAUUGAUCCAUUUUCUAAAACUGGGAAUCUUAGAGAUCUCUUCCCAUGUGGGGAUUCCAUGGUUUGCAUCAUUGAUGACAGAGAGGAUGUUUGGAAAUUUGCACCCAAUUUGAUAACUGUGAAGAAAUAUGUAUACUUCCAGGGGAUAGGAGAUAUUAAUGCACCUCCUGGAUCAAGAGAAAUUCAAAUGAAAAAGAAAGUAAACCACUCUACGAAUACCGAGCCACUGGAUGCAGCAGCAUCAGUAAAAGAUGCUGAAGAAAUAAAGAGUGUUACGUGUGUAGAAGAACAAAGCAACGGUCUCAAGAAAGCUACAAAAGACAGUUGUACUGCAAAUGGGAGUAUUUCUGUAAACUGUGAAACACAUGACUUUGAUUUGAACUCUCGUGAUAAAGUUAAUGCCCAGGAGUCCUUAAAUGAUAGCACUGAUCACAAAAAGGACAGUGAGGUCACUAAUGAUUUGCCAACUGCAAAAGAAUCUCGGAUUUGUUUAGAACAAGUUGACAGAACAGUUGUAGAGAAGCAGCAGACCCAAGACAAGACAAAUUCCUUGGACUUUGAGCUGUCUAGUGACAGUGAAAGUGAAGGUGGAUUGGAUACCAGAAGCUCAUCCACUUCUGUAUUAGAUACUGAGAUUGAGGAAAAGAGAAGCUGGAAGAAAUCCAAACAAGUUCAGCAGGAUGAAAAUUUGCAGACAGGGAGUUGUGCUGAUAUAAGUGAGAAAAAGGAUGGUCUGGUGAACCAUUCUGGGGACAUGCAGUCUUUACCUAGUGAAAAUAUUAAUGAGAAAAAUGAUCUUGAAGCUCAAGAAGAAAGUGAACAGGAAAGCCUCUGUGAUUUAGGAAAUGGGUGUGCAGACAAGAAAGAAGCUGAAACAGAGUCUCAGAAUAGUGAACAAUCUGGUAUUACAAUGGGUGAGUCCCUAGACCAGAGUAUGGAGGAAGAAGAAGAGGAGGAUGAUACAGAUGAUGAUGACCAUUUAAUAUACCUUGAAGAGAUCCUGGUGCGGGUUCACACUGAUUAUUACACAAAGUAUGAUAAAUACUUAAAAAAAGAGAUUGAGGAAAUUCCAGACAUCAGAAAAAUAGUACCAGAACUGAAAAGUAAAGUGUUGGCAGAUGUAACCAUAAUAUUUAGUGGCCUCUACCCAACAAACUUCCCCAUUGAGAAGACACGGGAACACUAUCAUGCCACAGCACUUGGUGCUAAAAUUGUGAAGAAUCUAGUACUGAGUGCUGAUGAUCCUGACAAAGCAACGCAUCUCAUUGCAGCAAGGACAGGCACAGAGAAAGUACGACAAGCUCAGGACUGCAAAGACCUCCAUGUUGUAAACCCUGACUGGCUGUGGAGCUGUCUGGAGCGCUGGGACAAGGUAGAGGAACAGCUCUUUCCCUUGAAGGAUGACUACAUCAAAACACACAGAGAGAAUAGCCCUGCCAUAUUUCCUGAUACACACAGCACAUUUCAGACCACUCUGUUUCACCCAACACCUAUCCAUCCCAAGUCUCAACCUGGUCCUGAAGUUCGACUUUAUGAUCCUAACACUGGGAAGCUCAUCAGGAAGGGUGCUCAGCCCUCUGGCCAGUCGAUGUACAUCCAGCCUCCAGCUCCUCUCAUCACCUUGCCAGUCCAUGGUGAACAUUCAUCCUUCAGAGUUGUUCAGCCUCAUCAGGAGAUGUUUGAAGAAGACGACCUACCAGCAAGUGAAAAUGAAGAGCAGCCUGGUCCAUCUAAGCGGAAACGCCAGCCAAGUAUGUCUGAGACAAUGCCUCUGUACACUCUAUGUAAAGAGGAUUUAGAGAGUAUGGAUAAAGAGGUGGAUGACAUCUUAGGAGAAGGCAGUGAUGAAAGUGAUAGUGAAAAAAAAAAGGCCGAAGAAGGUGAAAAACCUCAGACUAAUGCACCAGAGACUCUUGGAAUGAAAACAGAUCAGAGACCUGUAUCAUCAUUGUCGUCAUCAUCAUCAUCAUCAAGUGAAAGAAGCUUAACAGAGAGUAUACCCAGGGGUCACAAGCGCAAACUGGAUGAAGAUGAUGCUGCCAGUGAAUCCAGUAAAGAAUCCAGCAUUGAAGAUGAGGAAGGAAGCAGUUCUGAAGCAGAUGAAAUGGCAGCAGCACUUGAAGCUGAAUUGAAUGACUUCAUGUGAUAUUCAUGCAGAAGAUGGAGUUUGUAAUUACAUUUUGUAAUUGUAAUUGCAAAGGAGUAUAUAGUUAUGUAAACAGAUUGGACUUCAGAUGAGUCCCUUAUGUCAGUACUCAAUGUGUUCCCAAAACGUGUGUGUAUAUUUUGCAAAACAACACAAGAGGUGACACGUUAUUUUACAAAAUCAGAAGUAGAUGUUUUUAAGGUGUUUUAUUAAAGGAAAACAUACUUUUUUAAGCGAACAAAAAAAGUAUUAAAUGGGACUUGGUGUGCUAUGUCAAAGACAUGAUAGGAACUCUGCAGAACCUUCAUAUACAGGACAAUGACACAAAGAUUUGUGAUUAAACUUACAGCAACUUUUUGCAGAAUAAUUGCAGUGUGUGGUUUAUGAGUAAAGGUCUCCCCCCAAAAAAGGAGGAGAUAAAGGAGAUGGACAGUACAGCAGGAACCUGAUGAACAGGUCAUCCUUUUCCACAAAUAAAUACUAUCAAAUAUAAAAGGAUUUUUAAAUAAAAAAGAACGAUUUAUAUUUGUACAGAAACAGAGAAUGUGAUAUGCAAGCUUUGUGAGCUCUGCAUUCAACCCACCUGUCUUUUGAGUCUGAGAGAAUAUAUAAUGAUCAAAACUCAUGUUUUUCAGUUACCUUGUGGAAUAGUUGGAUUCUUUAGGGACAUCAUUUAGAUUUUUAACUUUUAUUCUAUGUAAUUUAGAACAGCAUAUUGUGUGAUCCUGUAUGGCUAUAAGAAGCGUAUUCACCCAUUUGUGUUGUCUUGGGAAGAACGUGUGCUCCUUCAGUCUAGAUAGAAUAUAAUUUCUUUGAGAAGAGAUCUGAUGUAAAGUCUUUGUAUAUUCUAUUUCAUAUUUGACCCACAGAACAGAUUUUCUUUCAU